Messenger RNA from Candoia aspera, 2857 nucleotides. It is a transcript of the gene POLR3H, whose product is annotated as RNA polymerase III subunit H. The record is from RefSeq and is a predicted model, not a curated record. Bases 863 to 1483 code for a protein of 206 amino acids. Lineage: Eukaryota; Metazoa; Chordata; Lepidosauria; Squamata; Candoiidae. Gene Ontology annotation, biological process: transcription initiation at RNA polymerase III promoter; DNA-templated transcription. Gene Ontology annotation, cellular component: RNA polymerase III complex. Gene Ontology annotation, molecular function: DNA-directed RNA polymerase activity; DNA binding. The transcript has 6 exons.
ACUUAUAAUGUGCCCCAGUGCUUUAAAGAAAAUGCUAUGUUUUCCAGUUUGUUUAACUAGCCUUUUUAUUGAUUUUUGUACUGCUUCCUAUAUAAAUAGGUUUUAAUUGAAUGCAUGUUAAUUAGUUUUACUGAUUACAUCACUGUUUGUUAUAAACGCUUUUUGAUUUUUAAAAAUUGUGUAAAUAGGUUGACAGUAUAAUUAAGAUUAUCCCAACCUGUAUAUUUUGUAGUUCUGCAAAUAGGUAUUUCCCAGAUAAAUUUGAAGCAUUUUUUAAUCUUAGAAAUGUAGAUUAUAUUCACUUUGUAAAUAAAUCUAGACUAUUUUUCACAGCUAUAGUGUUCUGUUUUAUACUUUCUUCUGGAUUUUCACGAAGAAUUGUAAUGUGUAUUGGAAGCUAUGUCCACUAUUAAAAAUAAUUUGUCUCCAAUUUUAAUAUCUCAGUACUUAUUUCUAGAGGGGGGUUGGGUUCUAUAUAUGUUUUAGCAGAGGUACUAAUAUAAAUGUUCCUCAUUAUUGUGAUAAUUUAUUCCAGGUGAGAAGUGCUCUGCUGUGAUGGAGAUGUUAAAGUAUGCAGAAAUCCAGUGGUGGCAGUUCUCAUGAUGAAACCAUAACCAGAUUUCUGGAAAUGCAUCAUUUUCUUUAACUACAUUGGUCUAGUAUUGAUUUAAGAAAAUGCAAUUGUGACCAUUGGAGGAAAAAUAUAAAUACUUAACUCUACUGUGGCAACAAGGCAUAAAUGUGCCACCAAACUCCAAGCUAUUAAGGCUGCAGUUGAGGGAUAAACUGCCUCACUAUUUUCCUCAAGUCCUUAGGGCUUUUUCUUUUUUUUAAUCUAGGUAUAGUGCUUUUACUGGCCACCAUGUUUGUGUUAGUAGAGAUGACAGAUACAGUACGGAUUCCUCCAUGGCAAUUUGAAAGGAAGCUUAAUGAUGCAAUAACUGAAGAGUUAAAUAAGAAGUUAGCCAAUAAGGUUGUUUAUAAUGUUGGCCUCUGUAUCUGUCUAUAUGACAUUACAAAGCUGGAGGAUUCCUACAUAUUCCCAGGAGAUGGUGCCUCACACACAAAAGUGCAUUUUAGAUAUGUUGUAUUUCAUCCAUUUUUGGAUGAAAUUCUCGUUGGGGAAAUAAAGGGCUGCAGUCUUGAAGGUGUUCGUGUUUCUCUUGGGUUCUUUGAUGACAUCCUCAUUCCUCCAGAAUCCCUACAACAGCCUGCCAAGUUUGAUGAAACGGAACAGGUAUGGGUUUGGGAAUAUGAGACUGAAGAAGGAGCUCAUGACCUGUACAUGGAUAUGGGAGAAGAAAUACGUUUCCGUGUGGUGGAUGAAACUUUCAUUGACACAUCCCCAACAGGCCCAAGCUCUGCAGAGCCUUCCACCUCUAGUGGCACUGAGGAAGCACAAAAGAAAGAGGCACCCUAUACUAUUGUGGGAUCUAUCAGUGAACCCGGCCUGGGUCUCCUAUCCUGGUGGACCAACAGUUAACUGAAGGAAAAGAUUUGGCAAGAUGGACUGAAAAAGCCAGGAGAUGCUUUGAUCAACAGUUGCUGAAUGGUAGCUGUUUUUCCCCAUUUCUACUUUACAUUAGAUCAAUUCAAUCUGAUCGAGAUGUAGCAAAUAAAUGGGUGCCUCUAGUGGAAUGUCAUCGAAACAGAAUGACUCUAGAAUAUAACAAUUCUGAUAAUCCUGAUGCUUUUAUCCACCAGAACAGGAUAUAAGUGCCUAAGAAGAGUCUGUUAGCCUGAAAAAAAAAAUGAAGAUCCUCUGAAUUAAAAAAAAAAUGCAAAUAUUUUGAUGGAUUGCAGCUGCCUAGAAAUGAUCUCAUGCUGCUACAGUUCAUAAUGAGAUCAAAUGACGAAAAGGACUGAUACUGGAAAAACCAGCAUUUUAAUUUUCUUCAAAGGAUGGAGGGGCUACUUGUUUUUUUUAAUGCAAGCAGAUUAUAGUAAGAAUGUGGUAGAGCUAGGGCAGUGAAAGUUGCCUCUACUUGGUCGCAUCAGUGAAUUGUCAUUUGGAAGGAUGUCCAAAUUGUCAUUUGGAAGGAUGUUACCUAGUUGGGUAAUGGAAUGUCUACAAACAACCAAGCUCAGUGAGCACCAAGGACUCCACAGAAUUAGUUAGAAAGUCUGCUUUGUUCAGAUAAUGAAGAAAACUUAUCAUUCUUCCUGUCGUAGAAAACAUACAACAAUUACUGCUUUUUAAUAUAAAUAUUGCAGAAAAACAGAUGGCCUCUGGGGAUGUUCCAUUGAGAAGACAAAAUGUUACACACACACCUGUUGCUGUAGCUCUUAUUUAACGAGAGAACUUUUAUAUGGCAGAUGCUCCCAUUUGAGGAAGAAGUAUGUCUGUCACAUACUAAGUAUGACAACAGGCCUAGACCAUUUCUUAUUGCAUUAUGAUAUAAAUUAAGAAUAACAUUGAAACAGUUCUCAUACAUGAUCAAAAACAUCCCUAUAGAUCAAAAGGUUCUAAUAACCAAAGCAAUGCUAGGGCUGCUAUAGCAUCCUGCAGUGGAAUAUACCUCUCAUGCAUAAUAUGUUUUAAGACACCUUGUUCUUGCUGAUAGUAUUUUCUGACGUGUCCCAAAUUGGGUUUGGCCAUCUCUGAAAGUUUUCAUGAUGCUGCAAUUCUACAUUUAUGCAGGACAUUUCUACCCUUGGUGUUAGCUUUCUGCUAUGAUUACUGCUGAGAUGCAAUGUUUUGCUUUCUAAUAAUGUAUAAUAAAAAUUGGAAGGGUAAGUUGGUGUAAAAUUAGCAAGUUUAAUAUAUAGCAGGUGACUAUACUACCAGUUUUUUUUUCUGCUUUUAAAAGAAAGAAUUUUGGACUAAAAGCAAUCUCUAUUAAAUUUCCCAUAUUUA